This is a messenger RNA of Vollenhovia emeryi, 1903 nucleotides long. RefSeq lists its product as uncharacterized. NCBI's taxonomy places the organism in Eukaryota, Metazoa, Arthropoda, Insecta, Hymenoptera, Formicidae. The record is from RefSeq and is a predicted model, not a curated record. The transcript is spliced from 2 exons. The coding region runs from base 823 to 1656 and encodes 277 amino acids.
CAGGCACACGAAAAAAAAGGUCUUGUCCACCAGACGAGAUACACAUUUCUAUACAUUUUUGGGGUCGCUGAAUCCGAAUCCGGGGUUGGUUUGACUCGGUCAGGUCGCAUUUCGUUCCUAACCUCAAAAAAAUGAUGAAAGUUGGAACAUUCAUGAAAACACCCAGAAAGCAAAGCGAUUGUAUGUUUUCAGGGUCGCUGAGUCCAAAUUUGAAGGUCAUUUGACUCGGCGAGGUCGCAUUCCAUUCAUAACCUUAAAAAAUGAAUUAAAACACUGAAAACUGUUCUCGACAUAAAUUGUUUGUAUUCAGCGCCCGGUACAUAGAACUUGUUAGCCAUUCUUCGAGCAUGGCUAUCAGUCUGCAGCACAAAAUCCUGCUGCCUUGACAGAUACUGUGACGAUGACAACUGCCCCGAAAGGGGAUGUGUAGAAUGAUUCGUUCUCAGAUUUGUUGAGGUAACGAAGCCAGCGAAGGCGCGCUGCCUUGCAGGUGGACGUGAGGGUGUGAGGAUGAAGCCGUAGUGUGUCCGACGACGAGUUGACCUAGUCCUCGUCAAAGUCGGAAAGCUCUCAUACUUAGGCCUAGGGAGGUAUGAGAGUUAUCACCCCUAGGACGGUAGACUCACCUGCGGUCGGACCAGGAUCCCUCACGCGCGGGUUUUUCUCAACACAUAUGGCACCUUCAAACAAAAAAUUUCUAGUUUCUCUUUCGAAACAUACAUGCAACAAAGACACUGAUGCUUUUUGCUACAUAUGUAGCAAAUACCAGCCCCCAACAGAUCGAAGAAUAAUUUCUGUGAAAAUUGAAAAUAUUUAUCAGGAAUGUUUUGGCUUAAAAUAACGUACAAAAAAUGGAUGCCACACAAAAUAUGUGCAGCUUGUUCUAAGAUGUUACAUCGUUGGAAUUCAAGCAGACAUUCUAAGGACAUGAAAUAUAACAAACCUACGUUGUGGAAAGAGCCAUUGCAUCAAAAGGAUUGUUACUUUUGUAUGAAUGACGUCACAGGUUUCACUAGAAAAAAUAAGCAAAGCUUUGUUUAUACCAAUGUCAAAACAGUAGAAAAACCAGAAAGAUCGUGCUGUAAUGAGAGAAAUUCUGAUAAUUUUGAAAAUAAAAAUUAUCUAAAAGUAAGAAAUGAUUCCGAUGAAGUAGACGAAUCGAGGAAAAACAUUGAAUCCGAAGAAGAAAAUGAUUCCGAUGAAUAUAGUGAUGAAUUGGAGCAUCACGAAAAUGACGACGAUUACAUCCCAGGUAGAGGCAAGGAUAAAGUUUUCCAAGUUACGUUGCAGGAGAAACUGAAUGACUUGGUAAGAGAUAUAGGGCUACCAAAAGAUGGUGCAGAACUUCUUACGUCGUUUAUGAAAAAAAAGAACUACCUAGCAAAAGAUGUUAAAGUUGAUUAUUUCCGAAACAGAGAAGAAAAAUUUAGAAAAUACUUCACGAAAAUAGACGACCCAUCGCUGGUGUAUUGUAACGAUGUGCAAGGGUUAAUGGAUGAACUGAAACCAGGUGUUUACAAGGAUGAGGAGUGGAGACUUUUUAUUGAUUCUUCUAAAAGAAGUCUCAAGGGAGUAUUACUUCACAACACGAAUAAGUUCACUCCUAUACCGAUAGCUCAUUCAAGGAGACUCACCAAAAUCUUGAAUUUGUUUUGAAAAAGAUCAAGUAUUCAGAAUUUAAUUGGAAAAUUUACGGGGACUUGAAAAUUUUAGGUUUGGUAUUAGGGCAACAAACAGGCUUUACAAAAAAUCCAUGUUUUUUUGUGUUUGUGGAAUAGUAGGGAUAGAAAGAAUCACUAUACUCGCAAAGAAUGGCCAACGAGAAUUUCAUUCAAGCCAGGUUUGCAAAAUAUUAAGCAAACCCCGUUAGUCGAUCCAGACAGAGUACUUCUACCUCCUCUCC